UCCAAAACUUUUUGUUUCGAGGAAGAACCUAAGAUAACCUACAUUUUUAAAUUCUAGGUCUUAUUAAGUAGCCAGAAAUACCUGGACAAGGGCUUGAACUACGAUUUCAUUCAUCCAUGGCUGGGCAUAAGUCUUCUGACUUCCACUGGCAGUCACUGGCAGACACGCAGGAAGCUACUCACUCCAGCAUUCCACUUCAAGAUCUUAGAAGAGUUUAUCUCGGUCUUUAACAAACAAAGCAGCAAGCUGAUACAAAAACUGGAGAAGAAAGCUGAUGGAAAUGCCUUCGACAUUUAUGAUGACCUUGCCCUCUGUUCCCUGGACGUUAUUUGUGCUCGGGUCAUCUGGCAACCAAAGAAAACGUGUUGAAGGAGUCAGACUUUACACAAGUCAUGUGACGUCACUUUUUGAUCUACCUAAUAGGUUUGAAAAUACCGCUACCCUCUGUGAAUGGCCUGUUGACACCUGGGCUACCAGGUUAGGUAUGUUAUUUUCCAGUACAGCUUUGAAUAUUUAUGCAACUUUGUCGCAGGAUAUAUGUAAUUAUUGCCUACUUAAGAAGGCAAUCCUUAAAGCAUACCAAAAGACCACAAAUUCUUAUAGGAAAGAUUUCAGGUAUGCCACCUUACAGCAUGGCCAGAACUUUCAGCAGUUACAGGUAACACUCUUUCGUUUGUUCGACUUUUGGAUAGAGAGUUCAGGAAUUGAUCACAGUUUUGAAUCUCUUAGAGACUUCAUGGUUGCUGACCAGUUCCUGACAGCUCUUCCUCACCAGAUACGAACAUUCAUUAGAGAACGUAAACUGAUUAAAGCUGAGGAAGUUGCUGAGGCCGCUGACUUGUAUGCUGAGGCUCACAAUUCCUAAAGACCUA
This is a messenger RNA of Cherax quadricarinatus, 872 nucleotides long. NCBI's taxonomy places the organism in Eukaryota, Metazoa, Arthropoda, Malacostraca, Decapoda, Parastacidae. The record is from RefSeq and is a predicted model, not a curated record.